Molecule: messenger RNA, 2778 nt
Organism: Paramuricea clavata
Lineage: Eukaryota; Metazoa; Cnidaria; Anthozoa; Malacalcyonacea; Plexauridae
Source: the annotation of a GenBank genome assembly
AUGACGUGGAAGGCUGCUCAUUCGUUUUGCUUGCAACAUGACAGCCGUCUUGCAAAUUUAACUGAUGUUCAAGUUAUUAACAAGACAGCGACUGAUGGGAGGCGAUACUGGAUAAAUAAUGCUGAAAUUACGGUCUACUCUCCACAAGAUCCAUUACAAGGCUGGUACUGGCUUGAUGGCAGACAAUUUAAUGCCAGUCAUAGACGAGGGUUGUAUGGAAGACUCGAGAGAUACACUGGUCCGAGCGAGAGAUGUGCUAUGAUUCAUGAAAGCAAAAGUGUCAGUUGGAAAGAUAUGCCUUGCAAUAAAAGUUACUCAUUUGUCUGCAAAAAGAGAAAACGUAUUAAGAGCACGGUAUUUACUCUUUACAUGUUUCAAAUCCAUCGUAAAAAAAAACAAGCUGAGCAUUAGCAAUGGUAUAUAAUCUCGUGCCACUAUAUAAUCUAUAUAACCUUGUGUUUGUUUACUUUGUAUUUUGUUUGUUUUUAUGGGUGUUUAUCUAAACUUAUAAUAUAGGAUUUAAAAAUGUAUCUCUGUCUACUACGCAUGUGCGUUUGAAAUAGAAAGCGCACACUGCAGGCUUAUAUAGACCUUACUGUUCAUGCAUGUAUGUGUAAAAAACGCUUUAACCUCGAAUCAAAUCAAUCAGCCUCAAAUUAAUCAAAACACAAACUGAUAGAAUGUUCUUUAAAGGUGAUGUAAAGUCCGUUCUGCAGAUACGUUCUGCGCCCGCCUACAUUGGAACCCGCCAUCAUUGGAAUGUUGUUAAUAUUUCGCACCCUCCGAACUUAUUUGAAUUGAAUCUCUAGUCUGUAUUAAUUUGCAAGCGUAGCGAACAAGAAAAGUGUUAAAAAUACAGCAGUAAUAUAUAUCUAAUCAUAUUUUACAACAUGUAGCGCUGAAUUCAUCACCUUUAAAUAAAAUUAAAUUUCUUCUAUUCAGAGUGGUUCGGAUAUGGAUUCAAAAGAGGUGAAGGUAUACUCGUAUAUUUUAUAAUUUUUCUAUAUCUUCCUUUUAUUAUUUGUAAGCUUUCGAAUCGUUUGACGCUAUCUUUCGUUUCAUAUAUAGUGAUUUCUUCAUGGGAAGAGCUUGACGUAUGGUAUUUUCUCACGCCUGAAUUUGUUUCACAAACCAAACAAGCGAUGAGCGAGUGAGUUUUGUGAAAACAAAUUAACAAUUGUGCGAAAAACAUAUAAAAGCACUUCUUGUGCAUGAACAAAUUUGUUUAUUGUAGGUACUAUUCGUUUUUCAGACGAAUUGACUGAACAUCUACCCUGAGAGUAGAGCCUGAUUUUCCCUCGCGCAGAAAAUAAGGCUCUGCCGUUUUUGUGUUAAUUUCUGUCGCGCAUGCUCUGUCUCCAAUAUUAUGUCAAAACAUGUCAAAGAAAUUUGUCAAAGAUCAGUUGUAUUUUUAGAAUGAUUGCUAAAUUUAGAGAACCAAUCACAUGCAGUUAUCGCUACAUGCUGGGCGCGUGCAACUGCACGUGCUCUACAACUACGACAAUAUAACAAUACAAAAAUAUUUUCAAAUCGAUAGCUUUGUCACUUGUCAGUUGUGAAAUCAAACUAUUACUAUAUUUUUACAAUUGCUAACUUGCUAGUUUAUUCUAUCCUACGUUACUUUUCAGUAUAUUAGUUAAGUUAUUGUCAGCCAAAUUUCGGUUUUAAGUAUAAAGUUUAUAAAGUUUUAAAUUUUGUAAAUGUAUAGCGGGUUCAAAUUGUAGUCAUCGGUUUACAUGCAAAACGAAGGCGCGCGCAUUUAAAACCGGUUAGAACUGGUUUAUUACCGGUUUGUCCAGUUUACGAGCAAAAACACGAAAACGGCAGAGCCUAUUUUUCUACGCGAGGGGAAAUCAGGCUCUGCUCUCAGGAUACUGAACAUCAUGAACGGCGAUCAAUACUCAGUCAAUAUGUCCAAUUCUGACAGGACAAUGUCCUUUGACCGGCCGAUAUAUAACAAUGCAAGAAUUAUUAUUGGUUGUGACAUGCAUGUACAUGGAAUAACUCCAGAGUUAAAAUCGGUUUUGAAAUUGGCUGUAUAUAUACAUAUUUUCUAUGUGUAAAGUGUUUAAUUUUUUCUUACAAGUGACGUCACAACAUGUAAUUGUUUACUUCCGCCAUUUUGGAUGGCAAAUUAAAAAAAUAAUUAAAAGCAAACGUGGUGUUGAAGCAAGACUAUUCCUUUUUGUCCAUGAGGACCUUCCUGAAAAUCACCUUGAAAAUCACCAAACAAGUUCCAAAGAAUAAAAUGAUUUUGAAAUUCAACACCGAAGACCCAUAUGGACAAGAUUAGACUAUAAAUUUUCGAAUUCCAAUUUCUUAUUUCUUAUUGAUCGUUUAAUCUAUAUAGUUUUUGGUCCAACAUGCAUCUUUUUCUAGCAGACAUUUAGUGUGAAAAAAGGCAAAAGUUAAGGUAAAAUGUAAAUAAAAUCACUUCGGUCAAUUUCGUUUUGUAGGCCAAGAUCAAAGACAUAAUAAGUAGACGCUUCCACAAAGGAAAAAUUAAUAAGGUAAUUGUAAGAUAAUCUUGUUUGUGACAUACAUAACAAUUAAAACUUUCUUAAAAUUAAAGUGCUUAUGGAACGAAAUUUAACGCAAUUGCAUUCCGAAGAAAAUUCAAAUUUAAAAAAGAUUAUUUGCCCGCUGUUUUUAUUCUUAUUUUUGUACUAAUUUUUAUAGGGAGCGAACAUGGAAUUGCUUCAACUUGCCAAAAACAAGAGCUUCCGAGGAUCAUUUAAAACCACAAGAGGAGACGGGACAGUAGGUAUAUGUCAUUAA